GCGGUGCCUCCCUGUGGCGGCAAACCCCGGGAAACUGCCGUGGCCGCUAUCAUGCUGCCUGCCGACUCCUCGCGCCGGCUGGUGGCCGAACUGCAGGGCGCGCUGGACGCCUGCGCGGAGCAAGAGCAGCAGCUGGACCAGAGCCUGCGCGUGUGCCGGCGGCUGCUGGGAACCUGGAAACCUGCCGGGGUGCCAGAGCCAGAACCCAGUCAUGAGGACCCGUCUCCAGGGGCCCCCAGUCCCCAAGACCUCAAGGAGCUGGAGCUCCUGACCCAAGCGCUGGAGAAGGCUGUCCGGGUACGAAAAAGCCCCUCGAAGACUGCAGAGAGAGCCAAGGUCCCCAACCAGAAACCCAGGACCAAGGCCCCCACAGCCCCAGCCCCGCCCCAAGCCCCAGGGCGGACUAGCAGCCACACAUCAGUGACCAGACCCACCAGGAGCAGCCACCAGCCCAAAGUGUUGACCACGGGCCACCAAGAACACAGGCUCCGGCCUGCUCAGGAGAGGGCCACCUUGGGAACAGGAGCCCGAGCCACCAAGCCCAGCCUUGGGGACCCACAGGUGACAUCUGCUGCUCCUCGGGGUCCAGAAGUUUUCACACUUAAAGAAAAGGGGUCCCUGCUACGGCUGCCCUUGGCCUUCCAGAAGACAGUGUCCCAGAACUCCCGUCUGUGGGCCCAGCUCACUUCCACUCAAGCCAGUGACACCGAGGAGGCUGCUGCCAGAGCCCGAUUUCUGCAGAAAAUGCAGGCAGCUUCUGGCCGGGCUGCCCCAGGGCUCAGCAUGGCCCAGGUGGAAGCGGAGGUGGGGACGCUGCGCAGAGCUUGCUGGCUGCUGAGGCUACACAUGAACAAUGAGACGGCAGCAGCUCCGGCUGACUGGGUGCAAGAGUACCGCCGGGUGCUGACCCUGGAGGGGCUGCAGACCAUGGCCGGCCAGUGUCUUCGCCGGCUGCAGGAGCUGCGCCAAGCAGUCGCAGGACAGCAGCUGGACCCAUGGCCCCUGGGGAAGCCCCCUCAGGCAUGCCCCUGCAGAGGCGGUGCUGAUGCCAACUGGAAACCCCAGCUGCUUCUCUACUCCAGCACCCGAGAGCUGCAAAGCCUGGUGGCCCACCAGCUGCACACCACCAUGCUGGCUCAGCAGCUGCACCUGCAGAAAGUCCUGAUGGCAGAGCUCCUCCCUCUGGUGAGGGGCACCCCGAGCCCCAGCCGGCUGGCCCUGUGCCGGGCAGUACACAGCCUGCUCUGUGAUGGGGGCCAGCACUUCCCUGUGGCCCUGCGAGAUGAGCCUGCAGACUGAGCCCACCUGGAGCUACCAGCACACUCCUCUCCAACCCAACCCAGUGGGGUCAGCCCUCCCAGGACCCACAGGUCUAAGCCCCAUUCUGCCUUCCUGAGAACAGCCCAGGGACCGCUGAGCAUUAAACGCACUUCGGAAAGAC
This is a messenger RNA of Echinops telfairi (small Madagascar hedgehog), 1441 nucleotides long. It is a transcript of the gene TEDC2, whose product is annotated as tubulin epsilon and delta complex 2. The transcript is spliced from 10 exons. The record is from RefSeq and is a predicted model, not a curated record. The coding region runs from base 52 to 1299 and encodes 415 amino acids. NCBI's taxonomy places the organism in Eukaryota, Metazoa, Chordata, Mammalia, Afrosoricida, Tenrecidae.